AUGGCGUACAAUCAGUCCUACAAUCCAGAUGCGCUGCCAGCCCACGCAGAGCCCGAGCAGGUUGCGCAGAUGCUCGGUGCUAUGCAGACGAGCAGCUCAACUCACCAACGACCCCCUCGACAGUCUUCUCACCAUUCCUCCAGCGGAGUGCCUCCGCGCGUGCCAGUGUCCGGAGCGCCGAGCGCCAACCCGCAGCGCUACCCAGCACCUGCCCAACAGACUCACCACGGCGGACGAUCGCCGACCGUUCCUGUUCAACAACGCCCGCACCCAUUACACCCCUCGCCUCCUCCCCAGAACUACGGCUUUGGGCCUCCUCCCUCUCAGCCCGUGCGCAACCGUCCUCCUCCGUCGUCGCGUCCGCCCCAAUCCCCACACCCUCCUCCACUCUCGGUCCCCGACGAUGACCCACAGCAGCUGUACCCCCUGUUCCGCGCCGCCAACACCUCGCACUCCGGGGCGCUGACGGAGCUGGAGCUGGGCUCUGCACUGGUGAACGGCGAUUACACCUCGUUCCACCCCAAGACGGUCAAGAUGAUGAUCCGCAUGUUCGACCGCAACAGCAGUGGGACGAUCUCGUUCGACGAAUUCGUCUCCCUCUGGCGCUAUCUGGCGGCGUGGCGGGAGCUCUUCGAUCGGUUCGACGUGGACCGGAGCGGACGGAUCAGCCUGCCCGAGUUCGAGAAUGCGCUGGUCGCUUUCGGGUACCGCCUCAGCCCGGGAUUCGUGCAGGUCAUGUUCAUCACCUUCGAGAGCAAGGGGCGGCAGAUGAACGGGCACACCUAUGGCAAACAUGGCAUGAGUUUUGACCUGUUUGUGCAGGCCUGCAUUAGUCUGCGUCGCAUGACCGACGUGUUCAAACGGUAUGACGACGAUCGGGAUGGAUAUAUUACGGUGAGCUUCGAGGAGUUUUUGACAGGUGAGUGUGGACGCAGCCCCCCCACAAAGAAAAAAAAAAGCGGUAUUGCACCGACAGAUAACUGA
Messenger RNA from Aspergillus aculeatus ATCC 16872, 984 nucleotides. RefSeq names its product EF-hand domain-containing protein. The record is from RefSeq and is a predicted model, not a curated record. Gene Ontology annotation, molecular function: calcium ion binding. The transcript has 3 exons. Bases 1 to 984 code for a protein of 327 amino acids. Lineage: Eukaryota; Fungi; Ascomycota; Eurotiomycetes; Eurotiales; Aspergillaceae.